AUGGACGCCCACGCCACCGCUGUAGCGGCCAUAUCAUCUCGAGUCCAGCACUUCUACGCCACCCAAACGCCCUUCCGACUCUACCAUGGGUCGACCAACAGCACGCAACACCGUAAACUCGACCGCAACCGGAUCAUCGACACCUCUGGCCUCAAUCACGUCCUCAGCGUUGAUACGGAGAAGAAGACAUGUCUCGUCGAGCCCAACGUAGCUAUGGACGAGCUCGUCGAUGCACUCACGCCAUACGGUCUGCUGCCCCCUGUUGUAAUGGAAUUUCCUGGUAUCACUGUUGGAGGAGGAUUCAGCGGGACUGCUGGGGAGAGUUCGGGGUUCAAGGAAGGGUUUUUCGAUGCUACGGUCAAUUGGUUCGAGAUUGUCCUUCCGGAUGGCGAGGUCGUUUGUGCUUCGGAGAACGAACGUGAGGAUCUCUUCCGAGGCGCGGCAGGCACGCUGGGGACGUUGGGCGUAACGACGUUGUUCGAGCUAAGGCUGAGAGACUACGAACCGUUCGUGGAGUUGACAUACCACCCCGUCACCAGCGUGAGCGACGCCCUCAAAACCAUGCGCGGCGCCACUCAAGUCCCCGGCACCGACUUCGUCGACGGCAUCCUCUACGCCCAAGACCGCGGCGUCAUCGCCACCGGCCGUCUCGUCGACACCAUCCCACCCUCUGGCAAAUUGCAACGCUUCAGCAGAGCCCAAGACCCCUGGUUCUACAUCCACGUCGAACGCACCGCGAGCCGGCAACUCGAUCCCGUGAAAGAAUACGUUCCUGUCCGAGACUACCUCUUCCGCUACGACCGGGGAGCUUUCUGGACGGGGAAGUACGCUUUUUCUUACUUCAUCACGCCUUUCAACCGCAUCACGCGCUGGGCGCUGGAUUAUUUCAUGCACACGCGUGUGAUGUAUCAGGCUUUGCAUGCUUCGGGACACGCUUCGAAGUAUAUUGUUCAGGACCUCCUUCUACCUGAGAGCACGGCAGAGGAUUUCAUCGACUACAUCAGCACCGACUUCGAUUUCUGGCCACUCUGGCUAUGUCCGCUCAAAGUCGGGAAUGGAGUUGCCAUGCAUCCGGAUCUCGCUCACGGAGCGUAUGCGGACGAUAAGACUGUCUCCUUCGUCAACGUCGGUGUUUGGGGACCAGGUCCAACCAACUACGCAAAAUUCGUCGACGUCAACAGGCAGCUGGAGCAGAAAGUCCAGCAGUUCGGAGGGAUCAAGUGGUUGUAUGCGCAAGCUUACUACACCGAGGCCGAGUUCUGGCGGAUAUACGAUAAGCGGUGGUACGAUGCCAUACGGGAGAAGUACAAGGCGACGUACUUGCCUGAUGUGUUCCAGAAGGUGCGGGUGGAUGUCGCAAGAGCGUACAGAGGGACGGAGACGUGGUCGGGGUGGGCGAAGAGUCUGGUUUGGAAUACGUGGCCUGUGAGUGGGGUCUAUGGUGUAAUGAAAACGCUCUAUGAGAGGGAGUAUCUGCUUGCGAAGUAA
Messenger RNA from Saxophila tyrrhenica, 1488 nucleotides. RefSeq lists its product as uncharacterized. NCBI's taxonomy places the organism in Eukaryota, Fungi, Ascomycota, Dothideomycetes, Mycosphaerellales, Extremaceae. Gene Ontology annotation, molecular function: Delta24(24-1) sterol reductase activity; FAD binding. Gene Ontology annotation, cellular component: membrane; cytoplasm. The transcript has a single exon. The coding region runs from base 1 to 1488 and encodes 495 amino acids. Gene Ontology annotation, biological process: steroid metabolic process. The record is from RefSeq and is a predicted model, not a curated record.